GCCAGGCCCCGCGGCAGCCCGCCGCCAGCCAGCUUCGGGUGCCGGCCCGCGCUCGACCUUGCCUGUUCGCCCGCUCGGGAUGGCCGGCUACCUGCGGGUCGUGCGUUCGCUCUGCGGAGCCUCCGGUUCUGGGCCGGCCUGGGUGCCGGCGGCCCUGACCGCCCCGAACUUUCAGGAGCAGCCGCGGCGCCACUAUGCCGACAAGAGGAUCAAGGUGGCAAAGCCGGUGGUGGAGAUGGAUGGCGAUGAGAUGACCCACAUUAUCUGGCAAUUCAUCAAGGAGAAGCUCAUUCUGCCCCAUGUGGAUGUCCAGCUCAAGUAUUUCGAUCUUGGGCUCCCAAACCGUGACCAGACCAAUGACCAGGUCACCGUCGACUCUGCGUUGGCCACCCAGAAGUACAGUGUGGCUGUCAAGUGUGCCACCAUCACUCCUGACGAGGCCCGUGUGGAAGAGUUCAAACUGAAGAAGAUGUGGAAGAGUCCCAACGGGACCAUCCGGAACAUCCUCGGGGGGACCGUCUUCCGGGAGCCCAUUCUGUGCAGAAACAUUCCACGCCUUGUCCCCGGCUGGAUCAAGCCCAUCACCAUUGGCCGGCAUGCCCACGGCGACCAGUACAAGGCCACAGACUUUGUGGCUGACCGGGCAGGCACGUUCAAGAUGGUCUUCAGCCCGAAGGAUGGCAGCAGUGCCAAGGAGUGGGAGGUGUACAACUUCCCUGCUGGCGGCGUGGGCAUGGGCAUGUACAACACCGAUGAGUCCAUCUCGGGUUUUGCGCAUAGCUGCUUCCAGUACUCCAUCCAGAAGAAGUGGCCACUGUAUAUGAGCACCAAGAACACCAUUCUGAAAGCCUAUGACGGGCGCUUUAAGGACAUCUUCCAGGAGAUCUUUGACAAGCACUAUAAGACUGAGUUUGACAAGAAUAAGAUCUGGUAUGAGCACCGGCUCAUUGACGACAUGGUGGCUCAGGUUCUCAAGUCUUCAGGCGGCUUCGUGUGGGCCUGCAAGAACUACGAUGGAGAUGUGCAGUCAGACAUCCUGGCCCAGGGCUUUGGCUCCCUUGGCCUGAUGACCUCUGUGCUGGUCUGCCCGGAUGGGAAGACCAUCGAGGCAGAGGCUGCUCAUGGGACGGUCACCCGCCACUACCGGGAGCACCAAAAGGGCCGGCCUACCAGCACCAACCCUAUCGCCAGCAUCUUUGCCUGGACACGUGGCCUGGAGCACCGAGGGAAGCUGGACGGGAACCAGGACCUCAUCAGGUUCGCCCAGUCUCUGGAGAAGGUGUGCGUUGAGACAGUGGAGAGCGGAGCCAUGACCAAGGACCUGGCAGGUUGCAUCCAUGGCCUCAGCAAUGUGAAGCUGAAUGAGCACUUCCUGAACACCACGGACUUCCUGGACGCCAUCAAGAGUAACCUGGACAAGGCGCUGGGCAAGCAGUAGGAGGUGUGGGAACCAGUGCCGAGGUGGACCUGACGAAGCCAGGCAGGCAGCAGGCCUGGGCCCUCCUGACUUGCGGCCCCACUCCUGGAGCCUGGCCAGGGGACAUUUUUUAUAAGCAAGAUGUUUUUAAAAGUGUCUGUUUCCCCUCAUGGUGUCAUGAGGCGGGAACAGCGUGUUUUACCUCAGCCAGUCGGUAUGUUUUGCAUACUGUAAUUUAUAUUUUGCCCUUGGAACACAUGGUGCCAUAUUUAGCUACUAAAAAGCUCUUCACGAAACUGUCUGCUGUGUGUGUCCCUGAGGGGAAGGCAGCUAGGGCGAGGAGGCAGAGCUGGUAGAGAGAUGGACAGGAGUGCCUCGGCCACAGCAGCCGUUCCUAGGCCCCGUCCAGCCGAGGGGCCACCACAGGCAGAGGGGAUUCUCUUCCUGCUUCUGCAAGAAGCAGCUAGAGGAGCCACUGGCACUCAAGACACAGGCCUGUUGAUUCCCUGGAAUUUUCUAGCAUGGCCCAGUCCCUAUGUCCUAUUAUCCAUUUUGAGACUAUAUCACCCUCCCAAUAGAUUGUUUUUUGUUGUAGGUUUUAACCUUCUAAAUACUUCUAGACCCCUGUAUUUGCCUGUACUAAAAACUGUUCCUACCCAGCA
Messenger RNA from Choloepus didactylus (southern two-toed sloth), 2079 nucleotides. It is a transcript of the gene IDH2, whose product is annotated as isocitrate dehydrogenase (NADP(+)) 2. Gene Ontology annotation, molecular function: isocitrate dehydrogenase (NADP+) activity; magnesium ion binding; NAD binding. Lineage: Eukaryota; Metazoa; Chordata; Mammalia; Pilosa; Megalonychidae. Bases 80 to 1438 code for a protein of 452 amino acids. The record is from RefSeq and is a predicted model, not a curated record. The transcript is spliced from 11 exons. Gene Ontology annotation, biological process: isocitrate metabolic process. Gene Ontology annotation, cellular component: mitochondrion.